AAAAAUUGGACCAUCAAUGUUUGAAGGAGAGGCUCUUGGUUUAAAUGUGAUGUAUGCCACCAAAUCAAUUCGUGUCCCAAAGCCGUAUAAGGUUGGACCUUUACCAACUGGUGGCUCCUAUAUUAUCAUGGAAUUUAUCAAGUUUGGAUCUUCCAGGGGAAGUCAGUCGGUUCUAGGAAGAAAUCUUGCUGAAAUGCAUAAAGCUGGGAAGUCGGAGAAGGGCUUUGGGUUUGCUGUUGAUAAUACAAUUGGCAGUACUCCCCAGAUAAACACUUGGUCUUCAGAUUGGAUUGAGUUUUUUGCUGAGCACAGAUUGGGCUAUCAAUUAAAGUUGGCACUGAAGCAAUAUGGGGAUUCCAGUAUGCAUGAAAAAGGUCAGAGGUUGAUAAAGAAUAUGCGACAACUUUUUGAAGGUGUUGUGAUUGAACCGUGCUUACUUCAUGGAGACUUAUGGAGUGGGAACAUCGGUUGUGAUGAGAAUGGUGAUCCCGUUAUAUUAGAUCCAGCAUGUUACUAUGGGCACAAUGAAGCAGAAUUUGGAAUGUCAUGGUGCGCUGGAUUUGGUGGAUCGUUUUAUAAUUCCUAUUUUGAGGUUAUGCCAAAACAACCUGGUUUUGAGAAUAGGAGGGACUUGUACAAGCUGUAUCAUUACCUGAAUCACUAUAAUUUAUUUGGGUCAGGAUAUCGGUCCUCGGCUAUGUCCAUCAUUAAUGGCUACCUGCAGAUGCUAAAAGCUUAGACAUCCUCUAUGAUGUAAAAAAAUCCUCACUCCAUGUAAAUUCUCUUGCAAUCGUUGCAUAUCCCUUGUGGUAAACUUUCACCUUGUUGCCUGUAUACCCGUGUAUUGAACUCUAUUGGCUUGGACAAUGUACAAGUUAGAUAUGAAGCUUCUCACUGUGUUGGGAUGUGAUCUUCAGUCAUAUGGAAGAAGGUAAGUAAAGAUAGGGUUGUUGAAUGGUCGGAACACCUGAAAAGAUCAAAUACAGACCCAGAAAAGCUGGUAGAAUAUCUUAGUUUUGAUCUGAAUUCUGAAUGUAGAUUUCAAACUUGAAUCAUUAAUGCAGGUGCCGAGAUUUGUUUCCGCUUUCA
Messenger RNA from Elaeis guineensis (African oil palm), 1089 nucleotides. The record is from RefSeq and is a predicted model, not a curated record. Lineage: Eukaryota; Viridiplantae; Streptophyta; Magnoliopsida; Arecales; Arecaceae.